GAUCCCACAGCCUCACCUGAGUCAUUGCCAGACUCAGCGGGUCAGGUGGGAAUGCAGCAAGCAGGGCUUACCCUCAUGGCUGUGGCUGUAUGUGUGGCUUUUCGAACCUCAGAAGCCAUACUUCCCAUAGCCGCCAGCUGUUGCACUGAAUUGUCUCAUCAUGUUUCCAGAAGACUUCUGGAAAGAGUGAAUUCGUGCAGCAUCCAGAGAGCUGAUGGGGACUGUGACCUGGCUGCUGUCAUCCUUCAUGUUAAACGUAGAAGAAUCUGUGUCAGCCCGCACAACCGUACUUUGAAGCAGUGGAUGAGAGCCUCAGAGGUAAAGAAGAAUGGCAAAGAAAACCUCUGCCCCAGAAAGAAACAACUCAGCAGGACGGACAGAAAAGGGAGCACCCCUAGAAAGCAUGGAACACGCGGAUCACACGGCCACGAAGCCCCUCGGUAGAACAGACAUGGGAACCUACAGUAAACUCAAGUGCACCGGCUCAUAGUUGGUUAUAAAUUUCUCAGCUGAAUCUUCCUUAUUGACACCUAAUGGUACUUUGUUUUGUUUUGUUAAUGAAUAAUUGCAGCUAGGGGUGGAAGCAUUUGGGAAGCACUUGGGUAGGCUCAAUCCCAGCACCAAAAGCAAAACAAAUAAAACUGUGCAUAUGAAACCAAUAUAGUUAACUUAAAAACUAUACAAAAUCCAUAUAUAUAUAUAUACAAAUUUUAACUAUACAGAA
This is a messenger RNA of Mastomys coucha (southern multimammate mouse), 724 nucleotides long. It is a transcript of the gene Ccl28, whose product is annotated as C-C motif chemokine ligand 28. The record is from RefSeq and is a predicted model, not a curated record. Gene Ontology annotation, biological process: immune response; cell chemotaxis; positive regulation of cell-matrix adhesion. The transcript is spliced from 3 exons. Gene Ontology annotation, cellular component: extracellular region. Gene Ontology annotation, molecular function: chemokine activity. The coding region runs from base 52 to 444 and encodes 130 amino acids. Lineage: Eukaryota; Metazoa; Chordata; Mammalia; Rodentia; Muridae.